Messenger RNA from Musca vetustissima, 3829 nucleotides. RefSeq lists its product as uncharacterized. Gene Ontology annotation, biological process: tRNA wobble uridine modification. Gene Ontology annotation, molecular function: tRNA binding; S-adenosylmethionine-dependent methyltransferase activity. The transcript has 3 exons. Lineage: Eukaryota; Metazoa; Arthropoda; Insecta; Diptera; Muscidae. The record is from RefSeq and is a predicted model, not a curated record. Gene Ontology annotation, cellular component: nucleus; cytoplasm. The coding region runs from base 1 to 3771 and encodes 1256 amino acids.
AUGAAAAUAUCCAGUUUCGAUGUUGCCCUCUGCGAUAAUCUCGAAUUGCCCUUUCGUGAUGAAUCAUUCGAUGCGGUGCUAUCCAUUGCCGUUGUGCAUCAUUUCGCCACCACCGAGCGGCGAGUUAAUGCCCUCCGCGAAUUGGCACGCAUUUUACGAAUUGGUGGUCGGGUUGUAAUAACCGUUUGGGCACUGGAACAACGACAUCGACGUUUUGAAUCGCAGGAUGUCCUAAUACCAUGGCAACCACCAAAAAAUCGUAAUUUUAACUAUUCCGAUGAAGAAGAUGAUGAGGAUUUCUUGCCACCCUAUCAUGCCUACACAGAGGAUUCAACAAAUUCAAGUCGUUCGGCAGGAGAUGGUGAUAGUUCGAGCUUAUCUUCCUCAUCACCAGGGGAAUCGUGUUAUAGUUUUGUGAGAAGGGCAAUACAGAAACUAGCCGGCGGCCGCAAACAUGCUUGGUUCUUGGAAUCAUGGACCUCCAAAGAUACCAAAAACGACAGCAGCAUGGACUAUGAAGAUGCCAAAGAUCUGCCCAUCGAACUGAGACGUUUGGAAGAUUUUGAAGAUUUCACCGAUCCACCACUAUCGGCGGGUCUUAAAUCACGCAGUCUGGGUAGUAUACUCAAUCCACCACCACGACAAAUUGUACGCUCACGUUCAAGUGUACCUAGUCUGGGUGGUCCUCUGGUCCCUUGCCAAGAGAGUGGUAAUAAAAAUCUGCAAUUCCUCGAUGCUCCACAAUAUGGAGUUCCCUCGUCCUCGGGUGCUAUUUCAGGUUCUCCCAAUUCCAGUGGGCACUCCAAUGGCCAUUCACCCAUCAAUCAUGCCAGUACUUCGCCCAAUACAACAAAUCUUUUAACCUCCAGCUCCGCAUCAGCAGCCACAACAAAUCUCAGUCGCCGUCCUAAACUUAUCAAACAAAAACAAUCGCUAUGCGAUGAAGAUUAUCAACUGCCAGAUACCCCUUUCCAUAUGUUGAGUCAAUACAAUGUGACAACAAAUGGUGUGACCAAUACGCUAUAUUCUCCCAAGGCAGGUCAUCGUUCGGAUUCGGGUCAUUUGACCACGAGACAAAUGAGAAAACAAAGUUCGCUGAAUGAGGAGUUGAUGGCGGGUAAUCGGAUAAGGGAAAAGGAAAGGGUGCGCAAACGAAUACAAAAACAAAUGUCGCUGAAUGAGGCAUUUCUGUGUCGUUCCGCUCUCUUUUCGAAGAGGCUGCAGGUUAUACGAGAAGGCUUCACAAGUAAAAUUAAAAGUUCAACGGGUAGCUUGGAGAGGGUAACCAAAACGGGUAUUACAAAAAUCAUGCAGAAUCUCAAGACGGCGAAUAAUGCGGAGGAGGGUGGCAGCGGAAUGGCAAAUGGCCCCAGUCCAAGUAAUGUUAAGGCCUCUAAGGCAGCCAUGUGUACCCAUGAACACCAUCAUCAUCACCACCAUCAACAGCAACAGCAACAUUAUCAGCAGCCGCAGCCGAACUCCCCCUUAGUUAGUAAUUUCCAGACCCAUUUACAUCAUCUGUUGCAUCGCCAAAAUACCGCUCCAACGACCAAUAAAUUUGCCGGACCGGUAACCAUUUGUAAAAGUUUGGAAUGUGCCGCCACCGCCUGCUACUGUCAAACCUAUCAUCAGGGUUGUUCACAAUGUAACGCCGAGAGUAGUGAGGAGAAGGCCCGUAGGCAUUCCCGAGAAUCUGGUUCUGAUUCGUCCAAGGAUAGUAGCCUACAAUCGGAUACCAGUAUAGAGUCUGAAGAUAGUUUUGCCUCCGUCAUUUUUAUACCCAAACCAGAGCAACAUCAGCAACAGCUGAACUAUCAAAAACAACAUCAAAAUUCAAAUUCCAGUUCGAGUAAUUCCUCCUCGAGUAAUGGGGGUGGCAGUGGUGGUUGCUAUGUCCACAAGACCUGUUGCCAGAGUCGUUGUGUUUCGGCCACAUCCUCCAACCUGGGUGGUGGUGGCGCCCAAUGUUGUAAACUAGACAUUAAUGGUCAUCGUAUAUCCUCCGUACCAACUUCGCCGCUAAUUAUGCCCUGUCCUCCCACACCUGCCCAUUCACCGGCUGCGGCCCAGACUCAGGUCACCUCACCGCCACAAUCGGUGCCAGCUGUUGUGGCGGCCAUGGCCAUGUUUACACCACCAGCCGUGGCGGCUGCCAAAACGGCCAUUGCAGAAGAGCAGGAAAAUGGCGCCCAAGAGAAACCCCUAACAAAUGGUCUGGCCAAGACCAGAUUUAACUUUGAUGAGGCCCACAUAAGGCAGCAGGAAAGUAAGGAUUUAUUACAGCAAGAGCAGCAACAACAGCAGCCACACCAGCAUCCACAAUUUAAAAUGGAGGUGAAGAAACCGGAACCCCUUAGAGACCCCUUGGAAAGGGAGAGGAAAAUUUUUCUAGAACCCAAAAUUACAAGGCAGACGAUACAAAAUCUACCAGCCAUACCCAAGUUCCGCAAACAACAAUCCCUGCAGAUAAGUCGGCAAAAUUAUCCCAUUGUGCGUAGGACAACCACUGGGGCUGGGGGUCCUGCCAUUGCCACCAUACCCAAGCUAAUGUCUUUGGAACUUUUCAAUCCGGCCACAGAUGAUUUGGACAGUGAUUCCAGUGAGCCAUCCUCUCCGGACUCGGUGGAUAGUGUUAUUAGUGCACCACGUUCUAACGCCUUAACUACGGCCCCUAGUUUGGAUGCUGGUAAAGAUUCCAGUCCCUUGGAGGAGAAAGAAAAAACCACUGCUCAAAAUUCAAAUAAAUCUCCUCCCCAUCACCCAGAUCCCGAUAUCAUUGUCAACGAUGAUACGGGUGAAAUAAUCCCCACCAAAUAUGGUGGCCAGCAAAGUAAUCCGCCCGAGGAUUGUGCCGAAUUUGCUGAAAAACUUAGUGCUCAGUUAAUGCGGGAAUUGGAGGAGAAGUCGCAAAACCCAGAGACGAAAAGUCGUAGCUUGGAAAAUGUCAGCGAGGAAUUCUAUGAUGAUCCGUUUGCUCCUCAGCCGCACCGCAAGAGGAAUGGUGACAAGGAUUUGACUGCCUUAAGGGAUGAAUUGCGCGAACGGCGUCUAAUGCUGGCCAAUCUCUCCACCCAACCCAGCCUAAAUCAAUCGCCAAAUUCCUCUUCCACCUCAUCACUGUCCUCACAAACCCGUAGCUUUACUAUACACGAAGAGGACGAAGAAGAAGAUGAGGAGGAACAUGAGCGCAGCUAUUCGCUGCAGCUCUACGAAAAUUGUAAAAUCUCCAAGCUGAACUAUAAACGCCAUCUACACAACAACAAUAAUUUACAUCCCGAGACCACUUAUCUGCUGCAGGAUGAAGAUUCCUCUUUUAAGGAUGAAGAAGAAGACAACGACGAUGAAGUGGAGGAAGGAGUAGCAGAAAUUGAACACGACGUCAUACCCGAAGAAGACGAAGAGGAUGAAGAUGAAGAACCGAGCCAAGACAACGAUCGUUCCUCAACGAAAACCAAAGACACAACCCUAAAAUGUGACUCUCUCGACGACAAGGAGGAUGAGACGAAAAAGAGUUCCGGCGAAGAGACCACGCUGCAAAAUCGCAACCAAUCCACAGAGUCGUGGGAACAUUCGAACAGUUCGACUACAUCACUUGAUAGCCCCUCACAAGGUGGCGCCACUACACACCAUCGUUACUAUCACGUUUUUCGUGAGGGUGAACUGGAUGCUCUGAUCAAUCAUCAUGUCGCUAGCCUGCACAUCGUGUCGUCGUAUUAUGAGCGUGCCAGUUGGUGUGUGGUUGCUGAAAAAGUGCAAGUAUGGACAAUUUGAGUGGUUGGCUGGAUAGAAUACUAAAUAGAUAGAAGUUAGAUAGUGUGUGGAUUUGGAA